AUGAACCAACUGAUCGUCUCACAACUGCGCAUACUAGUCCAAGCCGCCCUUCACAGCUGGCUGUGCGGAAAGCGCAUGCACAGACAACACCAGGGAAGCGCAUUCCCGCGCCGCGGGAGACCCAGGCCGAGCACCGACACUCCCAUCCCGGCUCCCGUCCAGCAGACGGGAUCUCGUGCCAAAGACCCUGCUAUGAAGUCUAGCCAGGACCAAAUCGUUCUAGCAGCAGAGAACAACAUAUUGGAGGAUCCGGUCAUGGACCUGUUGGCUGAGGUAUUAGGGGAAGAUGAGAACGAAACUUUGACCGUCUUGGCCGCGAACGAUCGACACACGAUGAGCAAGACAUCAGUUCAGGCAGUAGAUCAACCGAAGCAGAGCCUUCGGGAUGGCUUGUUAAACGGCACUUACGAGGUCACACCGACAAUGAUGGCCAAAGAUGGACAUGUCGCCUGGCUCGCCCUUUCAAACAUUGACCAUUUCCCGAUACCGCUCGAUUCCACAAGUGACAAUCAGCAGGCAUUUCGCAUCAAAGCCGAUCACGUAAAGCCCGGCACAAUUCAUACCCAUCGAAUACUAGGUAAUACCGACUUGUACGAGCAAAGCGACCCGGCUCUCCGGUUAGGCAUCCAAUAUUGCCAGGGAGAAGAAGAUAGCGGGCAGAGGUCUUCCUGGCAAUGGGCUAUGAAGAACCCUUCUCGUAAAGGCUUGUUCCGUAUGAACACACUGGUUGAUGUAUUGGAGGGUAUACCGACUGAAGCUACCAGAGCAAGACCCCGCAGGUGGUGGCGAUAUUAUGGGCUUGGUGAGAAAUACAUAAGCCAGUAUAAUGACUAG
Messenger RNA from Diaporthe citri, 834 nucleotides. RefSeq lists its product as uncharacterized. The record is from RefSeq and is a predicted model, not a curated record. The transcript has a single exon. The coding region runs from base 1 to 834 and encodes 277 amino acids. NCBI's taxonomy places the organism in Eukaryota, Fungi, Ascomycota, Sordariomycetes, Diaporthales, Diaporthaceae.